Colletotrichum destructivum is the source of this 2671-nucleotide messenger RNA. RefSeq lists its product as uncharacterized. The record is from RefSeq and is a predicted model, not a curated record. The coding region runs from base 444 to 1136 and encodes 230 amino acids. Lineage: Eukaryota; Fungi; Ascomycota; Sordariomycetes; Glomerellales; Glomerellaceae. The transcript is spliced from 3 exons.
UCUCGGAAGUUGGGCUAUUUCCGCCCGCUCAUCGGCAUGUCACACCCAACGACUUCCGACAUCACAGAGUUACAUCCUCAACGGCCUUUUCCCUCUUGAGCCUUCUCGGCGACUCCCUAACCUCCUCUUCAACCUGCACGCAAGGAGGCCUGUCCCGGCAUGUCAAGACUCUUCCGUUCUGGCUCAUGGCAUGUGCUGCCUACGCCCCCUCUUCCUGCCGCUGCGCGACACUUCUGACCGGUGUUUUGCUGCGUCUUUUAAAACAAGUGGGUGUCUCUGAGUAUAACUCAACCAAGGAGAUUGACAUAUCUUCGACGUUUGGAUUCGCUGACACAGCACGUCUUGGCUGGGGAGGAGGAACACUGACGACUGACCGAGUGAGUACCUGUACUCGAAACACGAGGGUGGCCGCUUUGCUGUGACUUGCCGCUGCAGAACUGCUCAUGGCGCGGGAGCGGUUAUCGAAACCAAGACGUACCCCCAAGGAAAUCUACGCCCAUAGUCCAUGGAACACCUUGAAUCUCUCAAAGGAACAUCCUGAGACAUGGACGGGCCCCUUGUUACUCCAUCCAGAUGCGCCCAUCGGCCCUGCCACGCCAACCUGGCCGACAAAUACGGUGGGCGAAGAAACAGCCACAAAAGCCAAAGAGCGAGAAAAGCACGAGACUAACGCUUCUGGCGCCCGUGCCGCUUCAUCUUCAACACCCUAUGCCAAGACUGACGACUGCAAGUUCAAACCAGGCCCAAUCUUCGACUUUUGCCUUUUUCCCACCACUCGGCCUGCAAAUCAUGCGCCAUGGAGCUGCAUACCAUCUUCACCCGUUCGCAUAGACCCUCCUGGUUGGCCUGCUGCUCCCGGCACGGUUCCGCCGAAAAGCAGAUCGCUUCUCUCUCGCUUCUCUCCCUUUGCUUUGGCCAUCAACACACACCCUUGUCUUCGCCCCAACCUCGCCAUCGUGCGCACCAUCAGCUUCGUCUUUGGCCAGCUGGGGGUGCCGGUCGUCAUUGUUCUCGUCGUUCAAGGCAGAUCCGUUGAUCUCCGUGGUCCCAAUGCGGCCUGUAGGCCCCGCUCACCACUCUCGAUUGAACCGUACCUCGUCUUACUCCCCGAUCUAUCAUGUCAACAUCCAGCCUGAGCCCUCGACACAUCUCCAUCAAGACGGCGCCGUGACUCUCCAUCGCAAGGUUGGUAUCAUCUGACGCCUCCCAGUACAUCCAAAACCAAAGUGCCGAGCGAACGAGAGAGAGAGAGACGCACAUUCUUUCACAUCCCGUCCGUCUACGCCAUCCCAUGUCCUUCGACCACCUUGUUAUGAGUUGCAACAAAAGGCACGGCGCCACUAGCCAUGCAUAGGUACAUGGCACGCCCACCCAGGGUGGAGUGGGCUCUUCUCCAAGCAUCACAUUCACGUCUCCGUCGAUGGGAUCAGCAUGGCCUGGUUUGCUGACAUCCAUCAUGACUUCCUGCCGCCUCAGGCUUUAUUUGAUGUUGCGUUCAGCGGCAGCAGCACGUAAGUGGACUUUGACUCGUUAACUCAACAGGUACACUUGCCUGUACAUCGUACACCCCCAGCCUUAGGUCUUGUGUGCCUGAGGGUGGGCAACUGACAUCCCUUCUGAGCUUCGGCUGUUCUUGGCCCGGCCUGGAGCAAUCGGAUCCACGAGCCCUGUUCCCUACCGACAUCCUUUCUCAAGGGCGCUGUCCUGCAGCCCACACGCUCUGAAUCUACACCCCUCCCCCCUUCUUCGUCCAGUGACGCUUGCGACUGGCUGUCAUCUCACACAAAGCUACGACGUUUCUGCAUGGGACGCGGGGACCAGUCGUUGUACAGAAACAACGAGCCUCGCUCUUGACUUUGGUUCGCCCAGGUCUCUCGAUGGCCGUGGCAGCAACUCUCACUGCGCACAGCUCUCCGUCGGGGGUUUGACCUUGACAGAUUGGCAUGUGCCUUUCAGACUUUCGGCAUACACCGUUCCUUGAAAGCAUCGGCGACGAAGAAAAGGAUGAAGAAACUUUAAUGGAAUCCGGGAAGGAAAGCAGACGUCGGGCGCUGGUUGCUACGUACCUCUAAUACGAUGUACUAUGGUCUGUGUAUGGUCUUGGACAAUACCGAUAAACUCCCCCUUCACGUCAACGUCUCAGCACGACCAAUGUCACUACAUCGGAUGACCAUGCUACAAUGUCAAUAACCCCCCUCCCCCAUACCCGUUCUAUUACUCCCCCCUAGACAGCCGUCUUGGGAUCUUCUGACACGUCCAUUCAAGGGGGCUUGGAUCAGGCGUCCUGACACCGGCAGCCGAUCAUUUCGGCCUUGACACGGGUUGUAUGGACUGGCGAUCCAUGUCUAUCGUCACCUGUCAACAUCAUAGCACGGCUCUUUCAUGUUUUGUUCCGGGGUUACGGAAAGCUUCGCUGCCAAGCUGUGGGACUCAUAGACAGGGAAGAAGAGUGGUUAUCUUGACAUCAUGAGAAGCAAAGCCGGCAUCCGCGUCCAUUGGUCGUGCAUUUCACCCACCUGCAUGUGCGAAACUGUCAAGUACUAGUCAGGAGAAGGAGGCGGGACAAUGGCUAACUCACCCUAGGGACGGCUGUAAGGCCUUCUCCAGCAGCAAGUCUUCGUGUCAAAAAGAAGAAGGCGGGAGGGACAAAGAAUGAAUUGGGCAAAACGUC